GGUUUUAGAAAUGUCCAGUUGGGUCUGGCUCGAGUCUGGUUCAAAUUUUCUAAUCAGUUGCUACCUCUAGUGUAAACAUUUCUCGCUGCGUGGUGGGCAGGGUAAGCAGAAUAUCCGCUCUGCAACAUAUCUGCGUGACAUUUGAAGCUCCGACUGGCUGUGGCGGCGUCCACAAAUGCCGCAACGGCAUGGAUUUUUCCUGCUUUCUGUGUUACUUUCAUAGUAUUGACAAAUAAUGAGACUUCAAAUGCGAAAACGUUACAAUUAUUAUUGCCUCAAUUUUGAUUUUUCUCGAACCAGACCAAACGUAUAUAAAAGAAAUUAAGCAACGUCCCGUGAUUGACGAGUGCUCUCUCUUCAUCAAACAUAAAUGCCGAGAAGAGGAGCAGCUGGGACUACUGCACGUGUCUAUCCAGGCAGCGAAAACAUGGCUGCCGCGGGGCUGGUGCUGGUGCGUCUGCUGGUGCUGGCGGCAGUGGUGUCCACUCUAACCGCUCUGAACGACCCGACGUGUGAGUGUCCGGACGGUUUUAAGCUGUGCGCCGGCCACUGCCUGCGGCGGCUGGACCGGGCGCUCACCUACGACGAGGCUCGGAUCAUGUGCGCCGGCCUGGGCGCCCACCUGGCCGUGCCGCGCACAGAGGCGGAGAACCAGUGCGCCGACAGCGCCGCCGCCGGCCAGCUCGUCUGGCUGGGCGUCACGGAGGUGCCCGGAGACGAGGGACACUACGUCGGCGCCGACGCGUGCGGCGACGUGCCCGUCGGCCAGUUCUGGGCCAGCGGCCAGCCGGAGAACUACGGGCCGCGCGGCGAGGACCGGGUGGUGAUGGUUCCGCAUGACAGCGGUACCGUGCACGCCGUCGGAUGGCACGACAACCCGGCCGAACAGGAAUGGCACCCACUCUGCCAGCGCUCGCUGUUCUACCGGCCCGACUGCCUGAACUGAAUGACAUAGGUACUGACGCUCUACGGCUGUGUGAACUGAAUGACAUACUGACGCUAUACCGGCCCGACUGCCUGAACUGAAUGACAUACUGACGUUCUACGACUGUGUGAACUGAAUAACAUACUGACGCUCUACGACUGAAUGGACUAUAUGAUCUACUGACGCUCUACCGGCCGCACCGCGUGAAUUGAAUAAAUAGCCCCCUGUCAGAACAACUGAUUUUAUAUUGAUUAUGAAAUGCAUUCGGCUGUCUAAAAAUUACUUUGGCUGGAGCUUCAGGUUUCAGUAUAUUCACCCGGCAAUACAAAUAUACGCAACUCGUAA
This is a messenger RNA of Amphibalanus amphitrite, 1270 nucleotides long. RefSeq names its product brevican core protein-like. The transcript has 2 exons. The coding region runs from base 371 to 946 and encodes 191 amino acids. The record is from RefSeq and is a predicted model, not a curated record. NCBI's taxonomy places the organism in Eukaryota, Metazoa, Arthropoda, Thecostraca, Balanomorpha, Balanidae.